This is a messenger RNA of Juglans regia (Persian walnut), 651 nucleotides long. RefSeq names its product probable O-methyltransferase 3. Gene Ontology annotation, biological process: methylation. The coding region runs from base 1 to 651 and encodes 216 amino acids. Gene Ontology annotation, molecular function: O-methyltransferase activity; S-adenosylmethionine-dependent methyltransferase activity. Lineage: Eukaryota; Viridiplantae; Streptophyta; Magnoliopsida; Fagales; Juglandaceae. The record is from RefSeq and is a predicted model, not a curated record. The transcript is spliced from 3 exons.
AUGGGGAGGUGGAACUCGAGGUGGAGAGGGAUUCGUGGGUGUGAAAAACAAACUGAAUGGGAAGAGAUAAGAGCAGUAACUGUCGGGGUCAAGAAACAUUUUGAAACGAAGCGCGUGGUUAUUGACAAGUGCAGUGCAGUGUUUGGUGGAUUGGAGUCAUUGGUUGAUGUUGGUGGCGGUACCGGAACUGUGGCCAAGGCCAUUGCCGACGCAUUCCCAAGUAUGGAGUGCACGGUGCUUGAUCUCCCACAUGUGGUUGCUGGCUCGGAAGGGAGUAAGAACUUGAAGUAUAUUGGAGGGGACAUGUUUGAGGUAGUUCCUCCUGCAGAUGCAAUUUUACUUAAGUGGAUAUUGCAUGACUGGAACGAUGAGGAAUGCGUUAAAAUACUUAGAAGAUGCAAGGAGGCAAUCACGAGCAACGACAAGAAAGGAAAGGUGAUGAUCAUUGAAAUGAUAGUACAGAACCAGAAGGAAGAUGAUAAGGAGUCGAUUGAGACGCAACUCUUCUUUGACAUUCUGAUUAUGGUGUUGGUAACUGGAAAAGAGAGAAACGAGAAACAAUGGGCAAAGCUGUUUUUCGAUGCUGGUUUCAGUGACUACAAGAUAACCCACAUAUUGGGCUUAAGUUCUCUCAUUGAGGUUUAUCCUUGA